This is a messenger RNA of Colletotrichum gloeosporioides, 1227 nucleotides long. Its product is annotated as Signal peptidase complex catalytic subunit SEC11. The transcript is spliced from 3 exons. Lineage: Eukaryota; Fungi; Ascomycota; Sordariomycetes; Glomerellales; Glomerellaceae. Bases 1 to 1227 code for a protein of 408 amino acids. Gene Ontology annotation, cellular component: membrane; signal peptidase complex. Gene Ontology annotation, molecular function: serine-type endopeptidase activity. The record is from RefSeq and is a predicted model, not a curated record.
AUGCCACCCCGUCGCGUCCCCUCCGUCUUGCGCCUUCUUGAACACGGCUUCAUGGCCUGGAAGACCUUAAGUCUUGCUACCAACUGCGCCUACCCAGCAAUGGUAGUCCUCUCAGAGUCGAUGGAGCCUGCUUUCUCCCGAGGAGACGUCAUCUUUCUUGCCAACUGGCAAGACGUCAACGUCGGGGACAUCCCGGUGAUCUGGUUUCAGGGACAGCCCCUCCCUAUGGUGCAUCGAGCCGUUGAGGUCCUGUUCGAUAAUGGCCAGGAGCGAUUGGUGUUGACAAAGGGCGACAACAACGAAGUCAAUGAUGUGGUGCUGUAUCCCUUUGGUCAGACACAUGCAUGCUGGAUCUGGAAUAACCCUCGUCACCUGCUCUUUCGCCUUAACACCUCGACGACAUGGUUUUCUCGCGCUCUUUUCCUCACUCGGCGAGCAUUGAAAGUCGGCCUCCUUCUCGUCGUCAACAGUUUUGUGGAUAGAGCCCGCAUAUACCUCAAGGCCGACCUCUUAGACUUUACUCCGGAUAAAUACCCAAUCAUCCGCCCCAUGAUCUCGCAAAUCAUCUUCGAUUGCAGCCGUGAUGACUGCACAUACCACCCAGUCUCACAACGCCAGAUUCUCGUGCGCAUCUUUGUGGUAUUCUCCUGGUUAUGGUCCAAUUUCCUCAUCCUUGAAUCAUACCAUGCCCUCCUCUCCACAAUCUUCGUCCUCCUCGGGAUCGACAACUCAACAGACUGGCCACCUCUCUUCGGCAGCAUAGCCGAUGCCUGGACCGUCCAACGCUUCUGGGGCCGCUUCUGGCACCGCAUCGCGACACCUACACUUACAACAUGGACACGCACCAUUCUGCGGAUCAAGCACGAGCCGCAGACCGCAUUCGAAAAGGCGGCCGUCGCAUUUGGCGUGUUCUUCCUCUCUGGCAUCAUGCACAUGACGGCUGCCUGGAGAACCGGCGAGGGAUACCUGCACUUGGACGUGAUGUUCUUCUGUGCUAAUUUCUUUGCGAUCGCGGUUGAGAUCGUAGUGUCGCGCGCGUGGAUGCAGGUAGUCAGACGAGCGAAGCUGAAGCCUGGGGCGGAAGCACGGUUGUGCCGAGCUAGUUGUUGGUUUGGCUACUUGUGGACCUUUGCGUGGUUCUUUUGGAUGGUACCGAGGUGGUUGUAUCCCAAGAUGUUGCGGUGGUUGAUCAAGCAGGCUCUGGCACAGUCUCAUAUGCGGUUGUGA